Messenger RNA from Rhodotorula graminis WP1, 498 nucleotides. RefSeq lists its product as uncharacterized. The record is from RefSeq and is a predicted model, not a curated record. The annotation marks the transcript as partial. The transcript is spliced from 4 exons. Gene Ontology annotation, cellular component: cytoplasm. Lineage: Eukaryota; Fungi; Basidiomycota; Microbotryomycetes; Sporidiobolales; Sporidiobolaceae.
AGAGUUGCCGCGUCUCAACAGCGCCAGAACACUACAUUCGGGCGGUACACCGAGGUCAAGGUCGAGAAGGAGCUCAUCGAAACGACGGCCAAAGCCAAGCGCUCGGUCUUGCACUUCUACCACCGCGACUUUCGGCGGUGCAGGAUCAUGGACGCCCAUCUCGAGAAACUCGCCGCCAAGCACACCGACACGCUCUUCCUCAAGGCCGACGUCGCCAACGUGCCCUUUCUCGUCGCCAAGCUCGAGGUCAAGGUGCUGCCCUGUGUCAUCGGUUUCGUCGACGGCGUCACCAAGAUGAAACUCGUGGGCUUCGACGAGCUGCCGGGAGGCGACACGUUCCAGACUGCGUCGCUCGAAAUCGGCAUGGUGCAGUGCGGUACGUCCUCCCUCUCCUCGUGCCCUUGCCAGUCCGAGCCCUUCUUCCUGACUCUCUUUCUCUCACAGGCGUGCUCAACAAGGUCCCGGGCUCGGACGCUGUCGGCAUGUUCCCGUCGUUGA